Molecule: messenger RNA, 561 nt
Organism: Nannizzia gypsea CBS 118893
Lineage: Eukaryota; Fungi; Ascomycota; Eurotiomycetes; Onygenales; Arthrodermataceae
Exons: 2
Coding region: 1-561 (186 amino acids)
Source: RefSeq, a predicted model, not a curated record
AUGACUGUGAAUAUACCCACAGUAACAUGUGACGAUCUAUCUGCUUUCCAUACAAAACAUUUCAUUACCCAGAACUUCAGCCCGACCGCGGCCUCUGAUUUCUUCGCAAAUUCCUUCAAUAAUACGGAAACUCACUCCACAGUCUAUGAUGACUCGUAUACUGAUGACUUGGGAUAUUACCCCGACGGGGUGAAAAGAACACUCACCGAUGAGCAGAUUCAAAUAUUCCGCCACAGCGAGAUUCAAGCUCUUCUUCGCCAGAAGCAACUAGAAACAGAAGCUUCUAGCGACAGCAGAAACGAUACAUCUAAUGAAGAGCAGUGUGAUCAGCUCACUGGCGCGUCUUUUGAUAAACGGGAGACGAUAGCCCAAGAUGGAAAAGAGCUCAAAAAAUUGAAACUACCAAAUAAGACGAAUCAAUCUGGUAUGAGUUCGAACCCCAUAGCACCAGCUACUUUAGAUGAUGUAAAUCGAAACGGGAAACCCAAAGGGAAGUCACAACAAACUCUCAAGCCAUCAACCGAGUUUCGACGACGAAUUAUCUGUUAUGAAGACGCGUGA